Molecule: messenger RNA, 2775 nt
Organism: Formica exsecta
Lineage: Eukaryota; Metazoa; Arthropoda; Insecta; Hymenoptera; Formicidae
Exons: 11
Coding region: 277-2775 (832 amino acids)
Biological process (GO): sensory perception of smell; detection of chemical stimulus involved in sensory perception of smell
Cellular component (GO): plasma membrane
Molecular function (GO): odorant binding; olfactory receptor activity
Source: RefSeq, a predicted model, not a curated record
UAUGUCUUUACAUUGCGUAUUCUUUUCCGCGAGAAGGGCGAAGGAUGUGUGGUCUGUAAUAAUGCAGUUCUUCUAACUCUCUCCUAUACAGCGUGAUAAUAGGCUAAGAUAAUAGAGGGGGGAGAAAUAACUCGAUCAAAGAUCGUGUGCCGCAAUUGCCGUGGCACGUAUACCCGCUAUUACGUAUCUCUAUAUCUAUUAUUGUAGGGUACGAUACCGCGAAUCUCGUUAAUACAGCAUAACCGUAGAAUUGACGGUUGGUGAACGACGGCGACGAUGAGGACGGAUAAAUAUCUGUCGAUACGAUUGGCGAGAAUUUUAAUGAAGCUUAUCGGUUACUGGCCCGCCGAGUCAAAAAGGGAAAAAAAAUUAUUAAACGGUCUUUUAGUCUAUACGUUAUUCACGAUCGCUCUAGCCUUAUGGAUAGAAGCAACCGAAUUGUACUUGGGUACAGGCGAUUUUUAUGCCAUCACGUACACUCUGUGCACUGCUACGCCCGUGAUCAUAAUUUUGUUGAAACUAACCUUCUUUCUACGUCAUCGGGAAGAAAUGCUGGGAAUGCUGAAAUACACAGAAGACAAUUUUUGGUACGUUCAGUACGAUGCGUAUGGCAACAGGAUUUUGGAAAAGAUCGAUCGAAAGGGGAUAAUAUUAUUGUUCACGUUUACAUUCUUCGUUCAAGGAGCCGUUUUUACAUAUUUGCUGGCGCCUAUAAUCGAAAAUAGGGGGAUGAACGAAACCGAGAGAAUACUCAUUUUUAAUAUCUGGGUCGGAAUUCCGACAAACGUCUCGCCUAACUUUGAAAUACUUUUUUUUUUAGAGACCAUAGCGCUAAUUCACUCGGGCCUGUGCUUCUGCUGCUUCGAUAAUCUCUUAGGUUUGUUAAACAUGCACACCGCUGGUCAGUUCAAGAUGCUUCAGCAUCGCCUAGAAACCAUUUUCCAGAAAGUCGAACGGAGAGAUACCGUAGAAUUUUUCGAUGAAAAAAGGGAGCAUCAAGUGUUCGAAGAAAUUAUAGAAUGCGUCACGAUACAUCGCAAGUUAAUCUGGUACAGUAAAAGAAUGGAAUAUUUCUUUAUGUAUACGACCCUCGCUCAACUCCUAGUAUCCUCCGUCUUGCUUUGUGUCUCGGGUUUGCAAAUAUUUUUGGUAAGUAUUGAUUCCCCCCUCUCGUCCCCUGUCCAUCCAGAAUCCUUCCAUCCGGACGAACCUGGAAGCUCUUUUGAACAACCACCCGACAGCGAAAUUGAGGGUGGACCCCGAGAACGGGAUUUUGCCGAUUUCUCCGAUAACCAGAGCAAUUCGGAGAGAGAACCCCGCGACUCCAGAAACGGACCAUCUCACCUUGGAGAGGGGUCUAGAGCUUACGAGCAAGGGCUGACCGAAGAGCAAUUUCGCCUUUGGAUCCUGGACCGAUUUCCUUCCCUGACUCAACCGCUACCUGAAGGAGUAUUUUGCAUAGGGCCGGACCAGAAUAAUAGGUUUCCACUUACGCCGAGAUAUAGCUCGAUCAUUCGGAUAUACUUAGGGCCGCGGCGGCGUAAGAAAAUCAUGAGUUUCGGCAUGAUACGAAGUAAGGAGUACCGAACAGUGAGUAUUACACGGGUCUUCAUGAAAAUGGUAGGCCUCUGGUACGUCGAGACACAACGGGAACAGCUGUUCCUGCGCGUCGCGUUUGGCUAUGCCGUUUGGGCGAUUAUCUUCGCCAUUCUCGUCGAGGGCGUCGAUCUGUACCAUUGCAUAGGCGACUUUUACGCUGUCACGACCAACUUGUGCACAACGUUGCUGUUAAUAAUGAUAUUAGUGAAGUUGGGUAGCUUUAUGUUCUAUCGCAAUAUGAUAAUGGAUUUGAUUCAUUUUGCCGAGAAGAAUUUUUGGAAUGUAACUUACAAUGAGGUUGAUACCCAAAUUCUGGAAGGAUACGACAAAUUAGGGAUGACUAUGGUCUACACUUUUACAUUGAUCGUUUACGUGGCGACAUUCAAUUAUGUCUUUGCACCUUUUUUCGAGCAUCAAGGGAUAAACGAAACGAAGAUUCUACCGUUCAAACUGUGGUUCGAUUUUCCAUAUCACUCGCCAUACUACGAAAUUACUUAUACUAUACAGUCACUUUCGACGAUACAUUCGGGUAUAUGUACUUGCUGCUUUGACAAUUUCGUGAGCACAUUUAAUAUCCAUACGGCCGCGCAAUUGAAAAUUUUGGCCCAUAAAGUGGAAGCGGUUACCGAGGAUUGCAUCAAUAACGUGAUCGGCCAGAAACAUCUGUCUGAAACGGAUAUUGCGACGUUAACAUUUAGAAAUUUGCAAGAUUGUGUACAGCAACAUCUUAUGCUCAUACAUUACGUACACAAUAUGCGACGUGUGUUUUCCGUUAUAUUGCUCGGACAAUUGUUGCUUUCCAGUAUAGUCAUCUGCUUCGGUGGAUUCCAAUUUCUCGUGGCGGAUGUAGCUAUCAGAAAGUGCAUUUUUGCCUUCCACUUUGUGGGCGGUCUUAUCCAGUUACUUAUUUAUACAUGGACGUGUAAUGAUAUAAUCGUGCAAAGCACAGCCAUCUCCGAUGCCGCUUAUAACUCCAAGUGGUAUCUUUUACCCAACAAUGGUCCAGGAAAGGCAGUGAGGAAAGGUUUAAUUAUGAUCAUGAUUAGAGCACGUCGACCAUGUGUAUUAACUGCUGGGAGUUUUGCGUCUGUAUCUUUGGACACUUUUACCGGGAUUCUAAGCACUGCAAUGUCGUAUUUUACAUUAUUACGACAAAUGAGCGGACAAAAUAUAUAG